AUGUUCUCCGAAGAAAAUCAAAGCCUAAUUCACCGCCCAGGAGGCAAUUUCCUGGAGCUAAGAGAAAGUCUCCUGGAGCAGUUCCAACCGCUGCAAGAAAGACUUUGCCUCACCCUAGAAGAAUCCCAGGACAUAUUGGAUCAAUUUGAAAAAAAUGCGAGCCUCGCGGUCGUUUACAAUGCCCCGAUGAUCAGUGUCAAUCUUAUGAAAGGGAUAGACGCCAUCUUUGGUUCUCCAAGCCCGAAAAUCAUCCAGUUCGAAAAUGGCACGAUGCAGAGGACCAUCACUUGGCUGGAUGUUCUGAAUGCAGACAGAUCCAAGAUCGAAUUCAAGGAAACCGAAGUCUAUCAUUAUUAUCUGCAUGACUUCAACGCAACUGCGGAGUUGUCAGAUUUCCAGCAUAAUAUGAUGAUUUCCGGCCUACCACAGAAAUUGAUUCAACCUUGGUACUACAAGAGAGAUGUCCAAACCGAGUUAUAUACACUGUCGUUCACUGCCGAGAUGGUUGCAAUUUCGAACCAACUUGCAUCAAAAGUGAUUGAAGUCAACAAUAAGAUCAUCGGAAAAGCUAACCGGAGAACUCGAGCGCUUCAAGAUACUUUGAACAAAUGGAAAGAAUCAACGGAUUUGAAUAUAUAUCCAUCAAGCCUAGUUUUGGAGCAGGCCCAGCAUGAUCAAGGUUUAGGGUACGCGGCAGUUCCCAAUAAAGAGACUCUCGUGGGGAAAGCAUGGUCAUCUCUGAAGCGGCUCAAAAGAGCGCAUUGCAUGUGGCGCAGGAGGAAAUUCCGAAGUAGCCUUCCCGGCAAGCUUACUAGACGGAGUAUCCACGGUAGGAAAACAAUGCCAGCUUCCAGGAUAAUGGCGAAUAAACUGCUCGGAAGAGCCCCCAUGAGAAUGGGCCAGAGGAAAAGGCUACAUAGCCGAAAUGGUCGGCGAGUCACCCUUCCAGAUGCAUCGUCGAUGCCCGUGAAAGGUUCUGAAAAACGACAGAGUCUUAGCUGCCAACCGGGGCCCCUGAUGGAGCAUCCGUAUCCACACACAGAGUAUUUCAACCAUACCUGUCUGCAUGAUAAUCCUAGCGAGGAGAGCGGAAACCGCAGAGAAUCCCUUGAGGAGGCGAGCAAUGAAUGUGACAAGACCUGUUUUGAUCGGCAAAAUAGCCUCCCAGAACUACGGCCGAAUAUCGUGAGCCCAUCCAACGACAGGGAGAAGCUGGCUGAACAUGAGCCAAUGACCAGGCAUGAGUCAAUGGCCAUGAGGCCUACACCUCUGAAUCCGGGGGCUGAAGCCAUGGAAGGCCAGAGCAAUACUGGCAUAGGACGCUACGGUACAAGAGGAAGUACCGAUCUACGGGACGGAAAUGAUGAACGCGUGUCAGUGCCGACAGACCCAGUCAACAACACAGGUUUCACCUUUCAUGGUAACAAUGUGACCGAAAAUUGUCAACCACAAACCGUAUCUCGAGAUUCUCCAAAGACGUUCUCAAGCCCUUACCCCACAGAGACAGCGAAACAUAGCGAAGCAGCCGUUUGCCAAGGGCUAGGCGGGUCCAAUCUGCCGGGUGGAAUCCCAUCUUCUGCGACACAUCAAUUGGAUACUUCGACCACUUCUACGCAUAGCAAAAGAAAAGGCGUGUCAACCCACAAAUCACAUAUAGAGGUUCAAAUUAUAAAUAAACCUCAACUAAGUAAGUGA
This is a messenger RNA of Penicillium cosmopolitanum, 1695 nucleotides long. RefSeq lists its product as uncharacterized. The record is from RefSeq and is a predicted model, not a curated record. NCBI's taxonomy places the organism in Eukaryota, Fungi, Ascomycota, Eurotiomycetes, Eurotiales, Aspergillaceae. Bases 1 to 1695 code for a protein of 564 amino acids. The transcript has 2 exons.